This is a messenger RNA of Thermothelomyces thermophilus ATCC 42464, 1512 nucleotides long. RefSeq names its product glycoside hydrolase family 6 protein. Gene Ontology annotation, biological process: cellulose catabolic process. The record is from RefSeq and is a predicted model, not a curated record. Lineage: Eukaryota; Fungi; Ascomycota; Sordariomycetes; Sordariales; Chaetomiaceae. Gene Ontology annotation, molecular function: hydrolase activity, hydrolyzing O-glycosyl compounds. Bases 282 to 1427 code for a protein of 381 amino acids. The transcript is spliced from 2 exons.
CGGAGGAUCUCGUACCGCUUCCGCGAACUGUGAAUGUCCUGGGUAUAAGAGCAUGGCGCGACCUUGUCUCGUCAGGAACGGGGAGGAGGAGGGCUUGGUUAGGGUCGCGUUCGUUUGGAGAUUGCUGAGCUCUGAGCCUUCGGUCCUUGGAUCCCUGCGGUCCCCGGUCUCCUCUCUCUCUCUCUCUCUCUCUCUCUCUCUCUUCUUCCCACGCUCGUUCGACAGACGCCUCCCCUUCUUCGCUCUCCUUUCCCUCGCACGUAGCACACUAAUAGUGCACCAUGCGCGUCUCUAGUUUGGUCGCGGCCCUUGCUACCGGUGGUCUUGUCGCCGCCACGCCUAAGCCCAAGGGGUCGUCGCCCCCUGGGGCCGUGGACGCGAACCCUUUCAAGGGCAAGACGCAGUUCGUCAACCCGGCAUGGGCGGCCAAGCUGGAACAGACCAAAAAGGCGUUCCUGGCCAGGAACGACACCGUCAAUGCCGCCAAGACGGAGAAGGUCCAGCAGACCAGCUCGUUCGUCUGGGUCUCGAGGAUCGCCGAGCUCUCCAACAUCGACGACGCCAUCGCGGCUGCCCGCAAGGCGCAGAAGAAGACGGGCAGGAGGCAGAUCGUCGGCCUGGUGCUCUACAACCUUCCGGACCGCGACUGCAGCGCGGGCGAGAGCGCGGGCGAGCUCAGCAGCGACAAGAACGGGCUCGAGAUCUACAAGACUGAGUUCGUCAAGCCCUUCGCCGACAAGGUGGCGGCCGCAAAGGACCUCGACUUCGCCAUCGUCCUGGAGCCCGACUCGCUGGCCAACCUGGUCACCAACCUGGGCAUCGAGUUCUGCGCCAACGCCGCCCCCGUCUACCGCGAGGGCAUCGCCUAUGCCAUCUCCAGCCUUCAGCAGCCAAACGUGCACUUGUACAUCGAUGCUGCCCACGGCGGCUGGCUCGGCUGGGACGACAACCUGCCGCUGGCCGCCAAGGAGUUUGCCGAGGUGGUCAAGCUUGCCGGCGAGGGCAAGAAGAUCCGCGGCUUCGUCACCAACGUGUCCAACUACAACCCCUUCCACGCCGUCGUGCGCGAGAACUUUACCGAGUGGAGCAACUCGUGGGACGAGUCUCACUACGCCUCCUCGCUCACACCGUUCCUCGAGAAAGAGGGGCUGCCGGCACGCUUCAUCGUCGACCAGGGUCGCGUUGCCCUCCCGGGAGCCCGCAAGGAGUGGGGUGAAUGGUGCAACGUGGCACCCGCCGGAUUUGGCCCCGCGCCCACGACCAGGGUCAACAACACCGUCGUCGAUGCUCUCGUCUGGGUCAAGCCUGGCGGCGAGAGCGACGGCGAGUGUGGCUUGGCUGGCGCCCCCAAGGCCGGCCAGUGGUUCGACGAGUACGCCCAGAUGCUGGUCGAGAAUGCCCACCCGUCUGUCGUCCACAAGUGGUAGAUAAAUUUUGGAGUCCGAGAAGGGUCCCAGAUAGACUUUUGUUUUAAAACAAAAUGCAAGGUGUCGACAGAUACUGGCUUAACAU